CUAUAAAUAACCUUUUCACAGGUAGAUUUUUGUAUACAUUCAUUGAUCAAAGUAACGUCAAGGUAAACUUCAAACAGUAAAUAGAAAACCAAAGUUUUUAGAAAAAACAAUGCAUAAUAUUGACAUAAACAUCCUUUGAAAAGCCAUCAUUUGUGAAUGAAUUCUAAAGACAACAUGGAAUCCCAGUCAUAUUCUAUAAUGAGUUUACCAGAUGAGGUAAUAGUGAAAAUACUUUCAUACAUUUCACAGUAUGAACUGAUAUAUACCAUACAACACAUCAAUACAGACAUGCACCAAUUAUGCUUUGCACCGUUACUAUGGAAAUCUAUCAACAGCAUACAAGAUCUUAUUGAAGAGGAAGAUGAUGAUCCAAAUUUUAAAACCUUUUUCAGAACAAUAUUGCCUUACGUUGAGCAAAUAAAUAUUGAUAUUGAUCUGGAUUCGUUCUUUUCAAUUCUAACUACCAAUGAGAAUAUGAUUUUAUAUAAUUUGAGAAAAGCAGAACUUCAUUUUGUUAUCAAUGGUCCCGAAGAAUUAGAGAGGACUGUGCUACAUUUACCAGAUAUAAGAGAAAUUAAAGUGAUAGUUUCCACAGCAUAUACUGAUAGACUUCCUCAGUGUACCAAAGUUUUGUCUUCUCUGACAAAAUUAGAAAGGUUGACACUUGUUCGUCGAGGUAAAAGCCUUUUUUACCAUAAACCUUAUAAGGAAGACAGGACCAGAGAAUUGAACAAUCUAAUAUCAAAUCAUCCUGGACUUAAGAUGUUUUCUAUAGAACGUCAAAGAUUUCACCGCUCCACUUUUGAACUACUGCUAUCAACAUGCAAAGACUUGGAAUGUAUAAAGCUGAAUAAGUGUAUAGAAAUAAGGGCUGAUGGAAUUGAUAUGCCUUUGCAGACAUCAUUAACAUCAUUUAUAUCAAAAGAUUGUAAGAUAGAUGAUCACUUCGUAGAAGUUCUGACUGAAAGUUGUCCAAAUCUGAAAAAAAUCUCCUUUGAUCAAUGUCAGACCAUAAAUGAUAAAUGUUUACAACAUAUCAGAGAUAAUUGUCCUUUAUUAGAAGACCUUAUCCUUAAUCAACAAAAGCCUGAAAAGAACAUAACAUUACCGCCUCAGACCUCAAUAUCAGAUGAUGGUUUAGAAAAAAUUGCCAGGGGAUGUCCAAUACUAAAACGUUUACUUGUAAAUUAUUGUAAUAAUGUGAGUGAUGCAGGUAUUAAGAAUAUUGCUGAAUAUUGUCCUAUGCUUUUAGUAUUGGAAACUGAGGGAUGUUCACAAGUUACAGAAGAUUCAGUAAGAUGCAUUGCAUCUAAAUGCAAAUGGCUUCACAAAGCAAACUUCAGCCAUUGCAAAAACAUUACAUUUCAAAGUAUAAACUACUUAGUUAGGAAAUGUAAUUAUUUGGAAAAGUUAGAUCUUACAUUAUGCGGUGAUAAUCAAUUUGAACAGACUGAAAGUGUAUAUGAAAAUCAAAUUAUUCCAAAUCAAGUCCAAGCUUUAAAAGAAAACAUUACAAGUUCAACUCAAAAUAAGCAAAAGGAUGGUUCGAAAAUAAGGACUGUAAUGCCAUCAAUUGAAAAUGUAAAUGUCAGAAGAUCCCAUCCAUUGUCAGAACUAUAUUUAAACUCGGCAAACAUUGAUGAUGAAACAGUAUUUUUUACAGCAAACAUCUGUGCAGAUCUCCGAACUUUAAACUUAAAUGAUAACCCUCAAGUUACUGAUAUGGCAAUAACCAGGUUGAUGCAAAACUGUAAAUUUUUACAAGUCUUGCAUCUUUCAGGAAGCAUAAAACAAACGUGUAACUUAACGAAUGAUUCCCUUUCAUCAAUUGCUAAAUAUGGAGAAAAUUUAAAAGCUCUAACAAUAACUGGAAACAAACAAAUCAACAUAGAUGGAAUAAAAGAGGUCAUCUGUUCAUGUGAUAGUUUGACACAGUUUGAUUUCACUGUUGGAAGCAUUUUCAAAGUUUUAGAAACUCAGGUCACAAAUUUUAUUGACAAAUAUGACCAAAAACGUAUCUUCAUGAGGUCAGGAAGAGGUAUGGGCCUUGACUGUCAAGCUUAUAAUAUGAAUCCAAACUAUUACAAUGUUCAACUAUAUAUAAGUAGACUUCAUUCUAGAUUUACUAUCUAAGAAAUCAAUAUUCCUUUAAAAUGUAUAUUUUAGAUCCACAUGAAUCAGAGAAUUUUUUUUCAAGGAACACAUAUGAUUAUCUGACAUUAGUGUGAACAAUGUCUAUAUGUAAUGAAACAAAAUACAUUCAGUACAAUAUAAAUACACAUAAAUAACGAUGUGGAUUCAGAAACAAGAAACUAAGGCUUAUAUUAAUUUGAAUAUAAAAGAAAUCUCUGUAAAAUGCAAAUUACUGAUUUUUUUUUUUAUUAAUUGAAAGGGGCAGAUAUAAAAAGAUUAAAAGAGAAAUUGGGAUUUGCACAUAUUGUGGUUUAAAUGAAAUAGAAGAUGAAUCCCACAUUUUUUCCACCUGUCUCAUUAAUCAAACUCGACAUCUUGAAUUUGAAAAUCAUAUUAAUAUUGAGAUUCCAGAACUUUUAAUAAUUUUGAUAAAAAAGCUAAUAAAAAUGUUAGCUAUGCCUGAACUUAUUUAGUGUGUUGUUGCAUUCAUUAGAAUGUCCAAAGUACUGUGGAAACUCUGAAAGUGAACUCUUUAACUGUAUGGUUACAACACAGCUAUGUAAUUAAAAAUUUGCAUAUUUUA
Messenger RNA from Mytilus californianus (California mussel), 2716 nucleotides. RefSeq names its product F-box/LRR-repeat protein 20-like. Gene Ontology annotation, molecular function: protein binding. Bases 157 to 2133 code for a protein of 658 amino acids. Gene Ontology annotation, cellular component: SCF ubiquitin ligase complex. The transcript is spliced from 2 exons. NCBI's taxonomy places the organism in Eukaryota, Metazoa, Mollusca, Bivalvia, Mytilida, Mytilidae. Gene Ontology annotation, biological process: SCF-dependent proteasomal ubiquitin-dependent protein catabolic process. The record is from RefSeq and is a predicted model, not a curated record.